Molecule: messenger RNA, 27430 nt
Organism: Anolis carolinensis (green anole)
Lineage: Eukaryota; Metazoa; Chordata; Lepidosauria; Squamata; Anolidae
Exons: 2
Coding region: 14907-16262 (451 amino acids)
Source: RefSeq, a predicted model, not a curated record
AACCCUCAUCACGAGGGUUUUUUCUUCCUGUUCGAAUUCCAUCCACAUCAGCCAUAAUCCCCGAAGGCGCCGUCACAACAAUUGCCUUCAAAUAACCUUCAGCCAAGGUGUACAGGGGUUUAUAGGUCAAACCAGUACUUUGAAUUAUGCCUGGAAACACAUUGGCAGGCAAUGGAGUUGUAACAAAGGAAUUAAGCAAUCUGGCUGUCGUUCUUUGGACUAAUUGAGGCUUCUGAAUACUCUUCAAGGGCAGCCCCAUGUAAAGUGCAUUACAGUAAUCUGAAUUGGAUGUAACCAAAGCAUGUGUUGUCAUGCCCAUAUUUAGCCUCUCCAAGGACAAUUGCUGAAUGUACUAAAUUUGGUAGGAAUAGGGCAACAUGGAGCCAACAGUCCUUGUGCUUUCCUAAUUUAUGGAUGCUGUUAACUGCUGGAAGAUCCUUUGUACAAGACUUGGAUGAGUAUAUCCUGUCAAACUAAUGGAGCUUCCUAAAUUGCAUUGAGAUAUCGACAUGGGUAGAGAAUGAGAUGGCUGUUCUACUUGCAGAAUUCUGGGGGCUAUAGUCCAUAAGGAAAGAUGUCUAAGUUGUGGGCAGAGGUGAACUAAAGGACAAUCCUAUUACUCAUUUAGGCUGGAUUUACCUUCUAAUAUAAAGCAGUUUGAAUUGCAUUAUAUUGUCAGUGUAGACUCAUACAGUUUAGUUUAAUUGCAUUGAACUACAUUUUUUUUCCUGUGUCAGGAGCGACUUGAGAAACUGAAAGUCGCUUCUGGAGUGAGAGAAUUGGCAGUCUGCAAGGACGUUGCCCAGGGGACAGCCGGAUGUUUUUGAUGUUUAUACCAUCCUUGUGGGAGGCUUCUUUCAUGUCCCCGCAUAGAGCUGGAGCUGAUAGAGGAGCUCAUCCGCGCUCUCCCCGGGUGGGAUUCGAACUUGGCAGCUUGCAGAUCAGCAGCCCAACCUUCAAGUCACAAGGCUUUAACCCACUACUCCAUCAUGAACUACAUGAUUUGGGUCUACAGACCAUAUAAUGCAGUUUCAAACUAAUUUGGCUGUGUAGAUCCAGCCUCAGGAAAGGAUGUUAGGAUCUUGCUGAAUGUUCUAGCUAAUCAGCUUUAACCACUACAUUUUAUUCUUAAUUUUUCACUUCUCUAUGACUAUUACAACACAAUUUGAAAGAAAAGCUACCAGAAGUGAGGUAAACACUGCUCAGAGAUUCAGUAUUUAUCAGAGCUGUAAUUGAAUUUGACCUUGGGCAGAUUCUGUAUGUCAAGGCAAUAUUGUGCAGAAUGAGUCAGUCUUGUUAACUGUUAUUUCGUGUAAGGUGGAAAAUAUUAUAAAUUAUGUUUUCUUAAGAAUUACAGUACAAAAUGUGAAUUGAAUUGGUUGUCACAGAUAUGAUAUUGAUGACUUAAAAAUUAUUAGUAUCCCCCUUGGAUCUCCUGCUGGUUUUUGCUGCCUUUUUUGAGGGCGCAUGCUACAUGCUGAUCGUUGGAAGUAUGACUUGAGCAUGUUAGAGGAAAGAUGGGAUGUAAAUUCAGUUAAUGAUUAUGAGACUUAUCUAAUGACAUUGGUAUCAUAAAAUCUAUGAGUGAUUUAUAGUAGAAAUGAAAUGUUAUCUCAAGGAUGAUCAUUGCCAUGUUCUCAAUCUCUGUCAUAGCAUGUUUUCCUUACCUUACUGCACAUCGCAAUGUUUUUUUCAGACAACUGAAGUAAGACUAGGACACCUUGCUGUAAGAACCCAAUGAUUUGAGUAUUGGAUUUAUAACUCUAUAGAGAUCAGAGUUUGAAUCCCUGGUUGGGCAUUGAAACACACUGCGACACAUCAAGCAAGUCAAACUCUCAGCCUCCGAGCAAAUUAUAGCAAGAACGCCUCCACAAUAGGUUCAUCUUAGGGUCACUAUAAAUUAGAAAUGACUCUAAGGCACAAAACGCCAAAAAUGCCUGGAUCUAAAGAUCCAAGUGGCUUUUUUUACAGGAACUAUAUGAGCUUUGGAUAUGUGUUAAACAAGGACAAACGCUUUCUUACCAUACUUAUAUUAUAUUAUCAUAUUAUUGUAGAGUUGAAAGAGACCUCAUGGGCUAUCCAGUCCAACCCCCUGCAAGAAGCAGGAAAAUCUCAUUCAAAGCACCCCCAACAGAUGGCCAUCCAGCCUCUGCUUAAAAGCCUCCAAAGAAGGAGCCUCUACCACAGUCCGGGGCAGAGAGUUCCACUGCUGAACAGCUCUCACAGUCAGGAAGUUCUUCCUGAUGUUCAGGUGAAAUCUUCUUUCCUGUAGUUUGAAGCCAUUGUUCCAUGUCCUAGUCUGCAGGGCAGCAGCAAACAAGCUUGCUCCCUCCUCCCUAUGACUUCCCCUCACAUAUUUGUAUAUGGCUAUCAUGUCUCUUCUCAGCCUUUUCUUCUGCAGGCUAAACAUACCCAGCUCUUUAAGCCGCUCCUCAUAGGAUUUGUUCUCCAGACCCUUGAUCAUUUUAGUUGCCCUCCUCUGGACGCUUUCCAGCUUGUCAACAUCUCCCUUCAACUGUGGUGUCCAGAAUUGGACACAGUAUUCAAGGUGUGGUCUGACCAAGGCAGAAUAGAGGGGUAGCAUGACUCUCUAGACGCUAUACCCCUAUUUAUGCAGGCCAGAAUCCCAUUGGCUUUUUUUGCUGCCGCAUCACAUUGUAGGCUCAUGUUUAACUUGUUGUCCACGAGGACUUCAAGAUCUUUUUCACACGUACUGCUGUCAAGCCAGGCAUUGUCCCCCAUUCUGUAUCUUUGCAUUUCAUUUUUUCUGCCGAAGUGAAGUAUCUUGCAUUUGUCCCUGUUGAACUUCAUUUUGUUAGUUUCGGCCCAUCUCUCUAAUCUGUUAAGAUCGUUUUGAAUCUCCUGUCUUCUGGAGUGUUAGCUAUCCCUCCCAGUUUGGUGUCGUCUGCAAACUUGAUGAUCUUGCCUUCUAACCCUUCAUCUAAGUAAUUAAUAAAAAUGUUGAACAGAACCGGGCCCAGGACGGAGCCCUGCGGCACUCCACUCGUGACUUUUUUCCAAGAUGAAGAAGAUGCAUUGAUGAGCACCCUUUGGGUUCGUUCCCUUAACCAAUUACAACUUCAUGUUGUUCCUCUCCUUUCAUCCAGUCUCCCAAACCAUUUAUGGUGGCAGGAGCAAAUUGGUGCCUGUUCAGAAGAAGAGGAAGGCAGGCAGGCAGGCAGGCUGGCUGGCUGGCUGGCUGGCUGGCUGGCUGGCUGGCUGGCUGGCUGGCUCAAUUGACUAGGUACCUUUCAACGUUUGAGAUGUUUGAAGGGGCUCUCUGAAUCAUGGCCAAAAUGCAAGCAGUGAAAUAGUGUGUUAGUCAAGCCAUGGACUAACAUGACUUUUACUGCCUUCCUCAAGCUCUGCUGGAACUACCAUUCUCCACAAACGUCAGUAGAGAUUCCUGGAAAUUUUGAGGAGCAAAAGAUGGAUGGGCUUUUCUUUCCACUUUUUGGUUGGGAAUAUAAUAUUAGUUGUUCUUAUUUGUCUCUAUAUUGAUUGUGGUGAGCCUUUUACAGAUUUUACUUGGCAAUGAAUAUUCAGAGGUGGGUUGCUAUUGCCUUUUUCUGAAAUACAACCUAUAUCACCUGGUAUUCCACCGUGGUCUCCUUUCCAAGUGCCAACCAGACCUGUCCUUACUUAACUUCCCAGAUCAGGCAAGAUUUAGUGCCUUCAAGCUAUUUAGGCAGCCCGUAAAAUAUGGCGUGGGAAUACUCAAAUAACUCAAAACUAUACUACUUUGUAAAUAUGUUUGUGCCUUAUAGGUAUGGAAGACAGAAACUUAGCCAGCAUUGCAAAUGGUGAAAGAUACCUGUUUGCUCUAAGGUUGUGAAUAUUUUUUCAGGAGUUAGAAAUUUAUGGUGUACUUAUUUGUUUUCUUGCAGGGCUUGGGAAUGGAUACACCUCCUUUGUUUAAUUAAGUAGAUUUAGGCUGCUAUUUAAGCAACUUGGUCAUAUACAAAUUAAAACAAAUGCCUUUGUUUAUUGAAAGACUACAGAGUCUUGUGGUACAUUAAAGACUUCGCAAAUUAAUUAUGGCAUAAACUUUCACACAUUACUGUCCACUUCAUCAUCAGCAUUAUUUAUUUUCUUAAAUUACAGAGACACACAUAUACAAAGUAUGUGUAUUCAUGAGGUAUUUAAAACACUAAGGUCAUCCCCCACUUAUGUGGUUAUCCGUGUGUGACACAGUCACACACGGAUUUUAUCAAAUAACUGAAGCAUUUGAUAAAAUGGACUGUAACCAACAAAGGCAGAUGACACAAUGUUUUGCAAUAUAAAGUUUUAAAGAGCUAUUUCUCUGGAAAUAAAUUCGUUUUGAGAGCUUGUUCUUAAUUAAUCUUUUUUUAAUUUUAAUAGCAACAGCUAGCAUUCAAUAAGGGUAUUUUUGCUAUUAAUAUCAGUUCUUUUGCAGGGAACAUAAAUUUUAUGUUCCUAAGCAGUUCAUUUUUUUGGAAGGGCAGUAAAGGAAAGGUUGCUACUGUACAUCUUAAUUGCUUGUAUUUCAUUCUUUUUGCUAGUAAGUGGUAAUGAACCAUAACUCACUUUUAAAGCAAACAUUUGGCAGGUAGAAGGAUUGGUUACCAGCAUCUUGAGUGAAAGGAUAGCCAUGAAGUAAACUGCUGCCUGUUGGAAUAGGAAGUACUGAUUUGAUGGAUUGGUUUGGCAUGAUGUUAUUGUUUAUGCCUUCAGGUUGUUUCUGACUUAACAACAGCCCUAGGGAGAGCCUUUCAUUGGGUUUUCUUACAAGAUUUGUUCAGAGUGGUUUGCCUUUGCCUUGCUUUAUGUCUGAGAGUGUAUGACUUGCUCAAGGUCACCUAGUGAAUUUCCAUGUCUGAAUGGGGAUUUGAACCCUGGUCCUCAAAGUCUUGGUCCAGCACACAAACCAUUACACUAGACUGGCUUUCUGUUGGAAAAACAUUGAACCUGUGUUGGAGAAGAGUCCCUUUCUUCAAGUCAAAGUCAGUCUAACGGCUGUCUGAAAGUAAAGGAGCAGCAGUAACUCAGGCUCUAAUGAAAAUAAGUGAGUUGCCACUGGCUUAAAUCAGGCCUAUUAGGCCAUGUUGUGGUAUGGUCUUUGUUUUGUGCUAAGUGAAAAGAAACUGUGGGUGCCUAAAUUGAUCAAGUAUACUUUAAAUCCUCCCCUUUCCCCCAGUUUUACUUUCUUGUUCUUCCUUGGUGCUCUGACUUCCUGAGACCUUGUAAUUCUUAAGCUGUCAAGUGAUUAUAUAAUAUUUAUCAGAUUGAUUAGGCAAAAGAUGAAUCAAUUCUGUUUACAUAUAUUUGCAUGCUAUUAGAAAUCUUAAUUAUUGCAUUUGGGGAGAGAGAAGGAAGUAUGCUAGAACAUUAGCAAAACAAACAACAGUAGCUUAUUGAAAAGGAAAGUCGUCUGAUUUUUUCAGUUGCUUUUUAGGUAAUACAUCAGAGCCACAAUACUUUAUUAAUUAAUGGCUGUUUCACAAAUCUAAUUUACUAGUGCAUCUGACUAAGUAGUUCAGUUCUAACUCUUUCAAAAUGCUUUAAAGGUCUCAUACAUGACGGCCUGAAAAAAUGAAUAGGCAGAGAAGACAUACAUAAUUGCUGUGAAAACAUUAAUGACAGCAUAAGAAGUCAUUAUGCAAGUUGAGCAUUCCUUACCUGGAAUGCAUAAGGUAUAUAUUGAAACAAAUAAAUUUUGUGUUUAGAAUUAGGUUCCAUCUCCAGGACAUGUACAUAAGUAUCAAUAUUGUUAUUCCAAAAUCUGAAAUCGAAAACACUUCUGGUCUGAAGCAUUUUGGAUAAGGUACACUACUCAACCUUUAUUUGCCUGAGGAAAAAGUCUCAUCCUCAACUCAGCAAUGUAUCAUAAUUAUGUUUCCUAUACCAUAGAACUGUACAUUUAAAUAAAAUAAUGUGAUAUUAUUCUUCUGUUGGUUGGGUAAUUGGAAAUGUGCCAUAUUUUCUGUAAAGUAGAGUAAGUGUAAUAGAUUUUUCUUGGCAAAGAUGAAACAAACUAAUCCAAUUAUGCUUUUUAUUGAUCUCUUCAUUCUGCCUCCUUGGCAUACAUUGGUAGAAUGAGGGAACCUUGCCAGCCAGUACCCUUGCAUUUAUUGUUUACAUUUAUUGUAUUUUCAAGACAGCAAAGGUGCUGUUAAGUGUUUGGAAUUGUACGGAUGAUGCUUGAAGUUUCUAUCCUUUUGGAAUCAGUUUUAGUAACCAGCUUGAUGGUUCCAAUAAUUCUUUUCAUUGGCAGAAAAUAAGUUUGAUUGAUUUCACUUAAAAUCAUUGUUGAAAGAUAGUUGUUUCUGCUUGGGUUGACCAUAAAGCAGAGGUGAGCAUAGUGUUUCUCACCUGAUGUUGCUGAUGCACAACUCCCAGUAUUUCUCAGAUUGAUUAUGCUGGAUGUCUCAGUGGUUGAACUUUUGCCACCCCAUCUUCAAAUAAUCAUGGCAAUAAUGACUUAAGUGAUACUGUAACCAUUGUCUGUCAGCUAAUGAAGAUGCUUUCCUUCCACUUCAUGGUAAAAAGAUGAUAGGAAGACUGUUCAAUGUAGCCCUGAUAGGAACUUGGAGCUCAAAGUGGACAUACAAUAUCCUUUCCAACUUGUUGCUUCUUCACAGAUAUCUUUCUACAAUUCUUACUAUCUUCAUUGAUGCAUUUAUUUUUAUCAUGGUUUUAUUUCCAUUUUUCAUCUAGAGCAAUUUACAAGACUAGAAGUGGGAUAAUCCCUACAUUAAGGCAUACAAUCUAGAAGUUGUUGUUGUUGUUGUCCAAGUAAUUUCUGACUUAUAGUGACACUAGGAGGACCCUGUUAUGGGAUUUUCUGUAGUUGUGAGUAUAUGACUCACUUGACCAUGGAAACCCAAAGUCACUUGGUUGGUUUCAAUUGGCAAGUUCAAUUCUCAAACCACUAUUAUGAUACUAAAAUGAAAGUAGGUUAUUGGGAGAAGCAAAACCAGACAUUAGGUUCUUGGUUGUAAAAUUCAGUAGGCCAAGAAGCUGUAUCUAAGCAUAGAAAAAGGGCAGUCGAUUCAUUUCUUACUAGUGGCCAAAGCCACCAGUCGUGACAAGAGAUUGGAAUCAUGUAUCACUCCAGAGUCGUGACAAGAGAUUGGAAUCAUGUAUGACUCCAGAUGUUGGUGAAUUGUAACUCCGAAAAGCCCUAGCCAAGGUAAUCAGUGAUGAGCAAUGCUGGGAAUUGCAAUUAACAACACCUGAAAGAUUGUAUACUUCUCUCUCUUGGUCUUGACCUGGUGAUGACUUUGACCAAUUGGUGUUUCUGCUGUUACCGCAGCUUUGUGUGCUGGCAAUCCUAAAUGGGUAGCAACAGUCUAAAUUUCACACAGUGAUCUGAGUCAGCCAGUGACUUGAUUGAAAGUAUCUAGUAAUUUUAAAAAAGGUCCAUGUUCACAGUAUCGACAUCCCAUUCAUAUUGCCGAGGUAAGUAGAUAUCAUGGACACUGCUAGCUCCGCUGUUACCUUAAGAAAAAAUACAGAUUGUACCCAAGUUACUUUUCCUGGUAAGAUAAAGGCUUUGGCAUUUCAAGUAGGAUUCUAGCUUCAGUUAAUAUUGACUUGACAGUAGGUGGAAUCUUGUGUCAUGGAACAGCCACUUCUGGGUAAUGUUAAGAUUUGAUGUGUGAUCCCUGAAGCAUUGUAUGGGGAGGUGGUUUCCUUUCAUCUGUGCCUAUAGCUGAGCCAGUGAAAAAAAUAUUUGGUGCUCUUUCUCUUCUCCUCUCUUUGCCCUUCCCAUCCUGCCCAUGUAGAUCCACUGUUGUUUCUAGGUCUUGGUCAGACAGCUGUUCUCCUAAGCACAGAAACCAACUUAUUUAAUUUGUUGCCAGACAGAACUGACACUACUCUUUUACGGAUAGGUUAUGUAGACUGUACAUCUUGCUGAUGUGAAAUCCCAAGCAACUGAGCUAGCUGGGCAUAGGGUUUUUUGAAGAACAAAUGCUGUAGAAGAGAGAAGAGCUUUUAUAAUCCUCAGCAAAAUUUUAUUUGUUACGCACUUCUCCUCACAGCUCGAGGUGGGGUACAACACAGUUAAAAUACAUUACCAUAAAAUUCAUACAAUUAAAUACAUAUAUUUAAAAAUUACCAUAACAUACAUGUAUUAAAAUAUAUAGUACAAAGAUUCAAAUACAUACUAAUACAUUUAAAAUACAUAGUUUAAAAUUGACUGAGUAGUCCUGCCAGGAGGAAUGAAUCUUUCAUUGUGUUUUAAUUCUGACAGCUCAUUUAGCUGUUAUAACUCUUCCGGCAGGUCAUUUCACAGCCUUGGAACAGCCAAUGAAAAGGUCUUCUGGGAGACAAUUUCUAGUUGUGUUCUGGAGAAAGCACCCCCCAGAGGACCUCAGUGUCCUAGGCGGAUUAUGUGGAGAGGGUGAUCCGGUCGGGAACCUAUACCUAAAACCAUGUCGGGUCAUAAACGUCAGAAUCAACACCUUGUACUUUGCCUGGUAACGAAUUGGAAACCAGUGGAGUGAUUUUACUCUCAGUAUAUGUGUAAUGUCACAUGUAACAUCACUCCUGGAUGUUUCUGAACUUCUGAACGAAGUACAGUAGAGUCUCACUUAUCCAAGCUAAACGAGCUGGCAGAAGCUUGGAUAAGCGAAUAUCUUGGACAAUAAGGAGGGAUUAAGGAAAAGCCUAUUAAACAUCAAAUUAGGUUGUGAUUUUACACAUUAAGCACCAAAACAUCAUGUUAUACAACAAAUUUGACAGAAAAAGUAGUUCAAUACACAUUAAUGUUAUGUUAUAAUUACUGUAUUUAUGAAUUUAGCACCAAAAUAUCACGAUAUAUUGAAAACAUUGACUACAAAAAUGGCUUGGAUAAUCCAGAGGCUUGGAUAAGCGAGGCUUGGAUUAGUGAGAUUCUACUGUAGUCAAAUGUCAAAUAGCACAGUGUAGAAGUCCAGCCUUGAUGUUACUAGCGCAUGCACUGCUAUCUUUAGGUCCUCCAAAAUCUAGGAAGGGGCAUAACUAGUGUAUCAGCCGAAGCCGAUAAUAAGCACUCCUGAUAGUUGCAUCUACCUGGGCUGACAUUUGGUGAGAUGUAUCAAGGAGCCCUUGUUCCAAGCUGCAAACACAUUUUUUCAGGGGGAAUGUAACCCCAUCCAGAACUGGUUGACAUACCUCCAUUUCCACAUUAGGACCCUUAAUCGCAAGCACUUCUGUCUUACCUGGAUUCAGUUUCAACUUGUUUUUCUUCAUCCAGCCCAUUACUUCCUCCAGACAUUCCCUUGAAAGAGACAUGUUUUGAAGGCAUGGAGAAAUAUAUUUGGGUGUCAUUAGCAUAUUGAUAGCACCCCGCCCUAUGUCUCCGGAUGAUCUCUCCCAGCAGUUUCCUGUAAAUGUUAAAAAGCAUUGAGGACAGAAUGGUAUGUUGUGUUCAUCUCCUUUUUUUGAAAUGGCUUGAAGGCACACAACUGGCGUAUCAGUUGUGUGCCUUUAUUCUCUAUAUUAUCUUUUCCUCCAAGAGAGGAAUGAACCAAAAAGGAUAAAUGCACAAAUGAUGAAAACUUUAAAGAAAAUUGUUGUUUAGAUAGCUCAUUUCCUUGUUCUCACUGAGAAACUAUUUUUAAAUUUCCUCGGGGACUGAAACUCUUAGAAAUCAAUGAAGAUAUCCCAGUAUUUUUAAUAUAACAGGGUUUUAGUCCUGUUGUCUCUCCUCACGGCCCUAAAGUUAGCAGCAAAAUGUUCUACUCUUUCUAACUCGGCUCAUAUUUAAUGUUAAAAUAGCUGUUUUGAUGUGAAUUCCAAGGCACAUAUUUUAGAAGGAAGAGCCUGCAGCUGGAAGAGAUUGAUUUGACAGUCCUGCAUUGUAGUUCUGUGAGUAGUCGGGCUGCAAGUGGUUUUGCAACAGGGCUGCAAUUUUGCCUAGAAGUAUAGUAUUCCUGUUGUAGGUUAGAGAUUGAGCUGAAGCUGAGAGAGAAGUUUGUUUUUGUUGUGUGCCUUUAAAUUUUUUCCAACCUAUCCAGCCUCUGAGACAAACCUAUCAAUAGGUUUUCUUGGCAAUAUUUGGUCAGAAGAGGUUUGCCAUUACAUUCCUCUGUGGCAGAGAGAUGUGAUUUGCUCAAGUUAAUUCAGCGAGUUUCAUAGUAGCUUCAAAGUGUUUAUCCACAUUUGUAUGCUUAUGUUACAGAUGGGGUCAUGGAAUAGGAUGCAACUGUCCUCCAGUGUUGUUUACUUUUACAGAGAAAUGUAAGCAUUUCCUUGCUUUCAUGUCCCAAAUGUUUCAUUGACAACAAUUGGUGUAGCCUUUACUGAUGUCAGACUUCCCUUCGCCAUCAACUUACAGUCAUUGGUAACAUCUCAAGAUAGAUGCAUCUCUGUGCUCCUCCGUUGCCAGGUUUCAUCCCCUAAAAUGACCUUUAGUUGUCUAUGCCUGGGUAAGAAGCCUGUGAACUUCAAAAACACGCGUAAUAUACUUUUUACCAAUUGGUUGACUUAAUAACUGAAUCACCAUCAGGUGUGUUGUUGGCUUUCACACAUCUCUUACAGUUUGUUGCAACUCCACUUUUCAUGCAGACAUGGGCCUGAAACUGAAAAAUUACCUAUACUUUUCAGGCCAAUCCAUCCAAAUCACUUUCCCACACAACUUAUUUAAUAUUGGCACAUGGAAGUAUAAAUAUAGAUCACAAUUUUUUCUCUUUGAUGGUAAUAUUUAGGUUUGGGUUUUCCCAUCUACACAAUAUACCAGGGACACAUUGUGAUAAUGUGUUAUGGGAAUUAUACUUGUUUUAUCGAUUAAGCUCCUAAAGUAGGAUGGCCAUGGUUUAAAUCUGGAGUCACAUGUGCUUGCUUUUUGUAGCUUUAGAACUUAAAGACUUAAAAAAAAUUACCAAUUUUGAUAAUCUAUAUGGCCUUUGAUGAGUCUUUUAACAUGCAACAAUUGCUUAUCAUGCACUCAGAUGUUUUUUGUGGUGCUGUGAGGAUUCUUCAUAGCCUGAGAUAACUGUUAUUUCAUUACCAUGCAGUAUAGUUACUGAAGGGAACGAAGGAGCCAAAUAGUAGUUGGUCCUGGUUGACCAGAUAAUUUAGUCCAUUUUGGUGGAGUAUUAUAACACACUGGUUUUAACAUUAAAACGGCUAGUUAGUGUCAUUGGAUCUUCAGGAACUAAAUAACAAACUUGGACUCUUUGAUUCUAAGAUGCCAUCAAUUAUAAGACACACACUAAGUUCAGUACCACUAACAGAAAUAAAUGUAUAUGGAGCCCCUGGUGGUGCAGUGGGUUAAACCGCUGAGCAGUUGAACUUGCUGACCAAAAAGUUGGCAGUUCAAAUCUGGGAAGCAGGGUGAGCUCCCGAUGUGAGCCCCAGCUUCUGCCAACCUAGCAGUUUGAAAACAUGCAAAAUGUGAGUAGAUCAAUAGGUACCGCUCUGGUGGAAAGGUAAUGGCACUCCGUGCAGUCAUGCCGGCCACAUGAUCUUGGUGGUGUCUAUGGACAACGCCAGCUCUUUGGCUUAGAAUUGGAGAUGAGCACCAAUCCCCAGAGUCAGACUUAAUGUCAGGGGAAAACCUUUACCUACCUACUAUUUUAGAGUUGUUUAUAUGGGGGGGAUUUGUUAUCUUAGAACCAAAGAAAUAAAGUAUGCCAACUGUUCAAGAUACUAUGGAGCAUGACUUUUAAAAUCAGACCUCUGUUAUAUCUCCAAGCUUGCCCCCUGAUUCUUUUUUGGAUUGCAAUAAAAUUAGGGGGGACAGCUGGAUUUCAGUAGCAGAGCAGCAUUUUCCUCGCCUUUAAAAGGCCCCACAACCCAGUCUCUAGGCAGGACUUGGAGAAACUCCAGUUUGAAAUCCUGGUCAGGCCCUGCCAGAUAGUGUAAACACUUCUGAGGUAGAUGAAUGAAUGGCUUUGGUUGGCUGCCACUGAGUUGGAUGGAAACUAAUUGUCAUUUCAACUGGAAAGUCAGGAGUGCUUGCUAACUUUGGACACAUACCAGGAAAAAAAUCACCUUAUUUUUCCCUGUAAUGCACAGGUAUUCUGUUCUGAUACCAGGGAUUUUUUUUGGAAGAACAUGAUUCAUUUCUUCAGUAGUAUAUACCUCUUGUUUUGGAUCCUGGCAGAAGAGAGAUUUUUUUAAGUGGGAGCAGUGGCAGGAGGGUAAAUAGGUAGAAGAAAGUUUGCUGCACCACCAUUGCACGUCUCAUAAUUUUCUUCUUUCCAUCUAACUUUUGGUUCCUUCUCAGGUAUCUAACAUUUAAAUAGCUUUUUAAAAGAGAUUCUCCUUAUUGAGCAUCAGACUGACAGAGUCUAUGUUGUAAAACAGAUGUUAACAUCUGUAGUGUAGGCAUAACAACUGACAGUUGAGGAAGCUUCUCUAGGGUAUUUUUACUGCUAGAAGAGUUGGAUAUUUUUGGCACAGAAGGAAGCAUGUUAAGCUGUGUGUUUUCAGCUUGCCUCACAUUAUGUGUGUGUUGGCUUUUUUCAUGUGGAAGCACAAGUAUGUUUUUUGUUUCGACUGGUAGUCUUUACUGAGUUAUUUCUUUCCCCUUGUGAUGAAGAGUGUGGCAUUGUAACUCUGCUGACUGCAUUACAACCCCAUCGGAUACUAUAAGAUUAUGCUCACAAGCUUGUGAGUGGAUUGGUGAUAGGGGAACUAGCAGAAUUGUCCCUGCUUUUUUUUUAAUUACACGGAGAAACAAAAAUCUGCAUAAAGCUAGCAUAUGUUGUUUACAAUUUCCUUUUGCAAUAAUAGCUUCUUUUUUAUUAAAAAGUUACAUGAUUCCUCUAUUUGUUCCCCUUAGAGAUCAAUGUGCCAACACAAAAAGCCAUGCUUUCUGUUUAAAUGGCUAAUUUUUGUAAUAGUUCAUCUUUUUGUGAGUCUCAUAGCAAUACAUUUUUAGUUUGGAACUUAAUAUGAAAACUGUGUUGAAGCUUUAAUUAUUAGUUUACAGGGUUUUAAAAAAAUAGAUUUGAUUGGUGAUACUAACAUGUGGAAGCUACCUCUGAAUUGUUAAAAUGUUUGUUUCUAUCUAUCCCUGAAGUGUUUUUCAAUUCUUUCUUAGUCUAGUGUGUUUGGGAUGGCAUUUGCAGUUCUUUCCACAACCAGUAUAUGAAACAGACUGGGCAGACAGAUAGUACCUGUUGCAACAUCCUACAAUGAACCUUUUGCUUAAGGGCUCUGUUUUUGAUAUGUGUCUCACACUGGCAUACUGGAUAAGCCUGUCUGUUCAGGUGUGUUUGGUUUAUAAUGUGAUGUUUUCUUAUACUAAUUCAUGGAGCAUAAAAUUAAUAUGCAGAAUUCUGAUUUAAUGCUAUUAUUGUUGCAGGACACCUGGCUCUUAUGUUAUAAUUCUAUGAUCUAUAAUCUAUUACUUGAAGGCUGAGAAGCUUAGAGUGCAUCUACAAUGUAGAAUUGCUAACUAUGUUAACUGCCAUGGUUCAAUGCUAAGGAAUUUUGGGAGUUAUUGUUUGGUGAAGCAUCAGUGCUUUUGGGCAUAGAAGGCUAUAGGUCUUUUAAAACUACAGUUCCCAUGAUUCCAUAGUAUUGAACCAUGGCAGUUAAAGUAGCUGUUCUACAAUGUAGAUGUAAUAUCCUACAGUUAAAGUGGAAUCAAGCAGCAUUAAUUCUGUAGUGUAGAUGUAUCCUUAGAUCACAACCUGUGGGUCCCCAAAUGUUUUGGCCUUCCAACUCACAGAAAUCCCAACAGCUGGUAAACUGGGAUUUCUGGGAAUUAUAGACCAAAUCACCUGGGGACUCACAGGUUGAGAACCACUGCCUAGGGAAAUUCGGCUUCCAGCACUCAGACCUGUGCAGCAUUUGCAAAAUAAAAGGGGGAAAAUGGGUGGUGGUCUAUAGUCAAAGCUUCUAUUGUGGUUCUGAUUUCAUGGUUUCACAUCAAAAAAAAAUUAUUAUUUGUUUAUGUCAUUUCUGUUCUGCCUUUCUCAUCUGAAGGGACUCAAGGCGGCUUACAAAUCUGGCAAAAAUUCAAUGCCAAUAAAAACAACAGUACAAUAAGACAUAAAACAGUUAAGAAACAAUUUACAUUAAGCAUUAAAACACAUGGAGCAAUAUACAAAACUUAAAAUAUAUAAAGUGCAUAGUUCAAUAACAACCGUUCCAGAAAAAGUGCCUUCCCCACCUGCUCUUAUUUACCUUUUCUUUUUUACCAUGUACUUAGAAAAUCAAAAGUUAUAACUGCAUUUCCCCAGCUGGUAGUGCAAUGCGACUUUUCCUUCAAAGAGAAUUGCCUAGACCUGUCUAUUUUGGGAUAAUGCAGUUGGAUACUCUGUUGGAUGCCCACCUUGAUUUUCUUUAUUUUAGUGCCAGAUCAGGAGGAGCUAGAAGACGACAUACUGUGUGACUGUCAGGGAAACAUAUUUAGUUAUGGUAGUAUAGCUAUUUCUUAUGGUUUAUAGAAGCGAUGUAUGUGUAUCUUCCUUGAAUUGCCCAAGUUAUGGCCCAAAGAUGAAAGAUUGGGGACAAGCUCCUCUUGUAGGACGAGGAGCAUUGAAACGUGCCAUUGAUCUUUUGUUUUUUGCGUCAAGACAAUUAUUAACUAAAAUCACCACAAAGCAUAAGCUACUGGUAGCAGUAUAUUUUAAUUCUUGUAACCCACAGUCAAAGCCUUCUAAUCCUUCACAGUCUAUAAAAACCACUAAAUAAUAAUAAUAAUAAUAAUAAUAAUAAUAAUAAUAAUAAUAAUAACUACUGUUGGAAAUGAAAGCUAUGGACUUGUCAACAUCAGAAGAGGAAUUUUCCAGGGAGACUUAUUGUCCCCUCUGCUUUUCAUUAUUGCCAUGAUCCCUCUGUCAACAAUCUUACAAAAAACAAAUCUCGGCUAUCAAACAUCUAAGAAUUCUCACAAAAUUUUGCAUCUGAUGUACAUGGAUGACCUGAAGCUGUAUGGGAAAACGGAAACUGAAAUCCAGUCUCUGACCAACACUGUCUGAAUUUUUAGCACUGAUAUCAGCAUGGAGUUUGGCUUGGACAAAUGUUCGACAGUGGCAUUGAAGAAGGGAAAAAUCAUUGAAAGUGAGGGCAUAAAUAUGCCUAACGGCCAAACAAUAAAGUGUCACCAGCCUGAGGCCUAUAAAUAUCUGGGCAUAUUACAGCUGGACAACAUCAAGCAUGAACAUGUGAAGACUGUGGUCAGUAAAGAAUACACACAAAGGGUCAGAAAAAUUCUCAAAAGCAAGCUCAAUGGAGGCAACACCAUCAAGGCCAUAAACACCUGGGCCAUACCUGUCAUAAGAUAUACUGCUGGCAUCAUAAACUGGACACAGAUGGAACUGUUUUUGGACAGAAAAACAAGAAAACUCAUGACCAUUCAUCAUUCACUGCACCCCCGCAGUGAUGUUGACCGGCUAUAUCCGCCUAGAAGAUCAGGGGGCAGAGGACUCUUGCAAGUAAAACAAGCAGUCAAAGAAGAAGAACAUGCCCUGGCAGAAUAUGUAAAGCAAAGUGAAGAACCUGCUUUGAUUAAAGUCAAAAAUCAGAAACUCCUCAAAGCACAGCAGACAAAAAACCAGUACAAGAAAACCGCACUACAAACUAGAGCUGACAGCUGGCACAACAAAACAUUGCAUGGAAAGUUCCUUGACAAAAUUGAAGGAAAAGCUGAUAAGGAGAAGACCUGGCUCUGGCUCACGAAUGGGACCCUGAAGAAGGAGACAGAAGGCCUGAUCCUUGCAGCCCAGGAGCAAGCCAUCAGAACAAACGCAAUUAAGGCCAAGAUUGAAAAAUCAGCUGAUGACCCAAAAUGCAGACUGUGCAAGGAAACUGACGAAACCAUUGAUCAUAUCCUCAGCUGCUGUAAGAAAAUCGCACAGACAGACUACAAACAGAGGCACAAAUAUGUGGCCCAAAUGAUUCAUUGGAACUUAUGCCUCAAGUACCACCUCCCAGCAGAAAAGAACUGGUGGGAUCACAAACCUGCAAAAGUAUUGGAAAAUGAGCACGCAAAGAUACUGUGGGACUUCCGAAUCCAGACUGACAAAGUUCUGGAACACAACACACCAGACAUCACAGUUGUGGAAAAGAAAAAGGUUUGGAUCAUUGAUGUCGCCAUCCCAGGUGACAGUCGCGUUGACGAAAAACAACAGGAAAAACUCAGCCGCUAUCAGGACCUCAAGAUUGAACUUCAAAGACUCUGGCAGAAACCAGUGCAGGUGGUCCCGGUGGUGAUGGGCACACUGGGUGCUGUGCCAAAAGAUCUCAGCCGGCAUUUGGAAACAAUAGACAUUGACAAAAUCACGAUCUGCCAACUCCAAAAGGCCACCCUGCUGGGAUCUGCGCGCACCAUCCGAAAAUACAUCACACAGUCCUAGACACUUGGGAAGUGUUCGACUUGUGAUUUUGUGAUACGAAAUCCAGCAUAUCUAUCUUGUUUGCUGUGUCAUACAAUAAAAUAAUAAUAAUAAUAAUAAUAAUAAUAAUAAUAAUAAUAAUAAUAAUAAUAAUAAUAAUAUGCAAUGUUUUAUAAGUGGAUACUCUCCUUCAGUUUCACAGCUAUCAGAAGCAAAAAAGGGACAACUUGUCAAUAAAAGGCCUAAGAAUUGAAAUACAAUAAUUAACUUACCUGAUUACCAACUUCCUUUCCAAAUUACUAUGUAAUACUGGUAAUUAACUAAAUACUAUGGAGCGUUAAACAUUGAAAUUAAGAUAUGAGGGACAAAAUUUCAUUGGGAAGAGAUGUUUUCCAACAUCCUCAAAGUGGGGCAGGUAGAAAAUAGCGAGUUGUUUACCUGAUGGAGGAUAUUUUCAUAGGAGGCUGUGAGUGAAAGGAAGAUGAGGAGUGGCAAAAUGGUACAGAGACUGAUUAAGGAAUUCCAUGUUUAAUGGAGGGACAAAAAAAAAGAGAACGGAGAGAACAAAUUGGAAUUUGCAUGGGAAAAGACCACAAAGAAACUUAAAAAUUAAAAACAUUAGUUUCAAAGCAAAGCCAAACCAUAGAUAAACACAAUGAAAGGGAAACCUAAGAGUUGACAUUUCAACAAAAUAGUUAAUCUGUCAUAGCCUUGGAUUGAUAAACAUGAGCAUUCAUGCUGACAGACAGAAGGAGGGGAAUUUUACAGAUAUUAGAGAAACCUUGAACAUAAGAGUAAAGGCUGAACCCUUUUCUCUCUCAAGUAUUUAUUUCUGUUUUAGUUUCUUUUCUCUGUUAAAAUGGAAAAUCCAGCAGGCUGGAAUAGGACUACGGUAUAUUGCUUAGAAACAGCUGUAAUGGAAACUAGAAGAGAGAGCAUGGGAGAGAAGCUGUGAGAUUGAAGCAGACUUGUUUUCUGUUCUUCCAGAAGAGAGAAAUUAAAAUUGCAGGGUGGCAAAUUUUAUCUAAGCAUUAGGAAAAACAUCUGUAAAAGCUGUUUGCCAGGGGGGCAGUUUGCCUCAGGAACUGAUAGACUUCCCUUUUGCCGGAGGUAUUUGAGCAGAAACUGGAUAACCAGGUAUCAGUGAAGGUGAUAAAGACAUGGAAGCGGAAAAAGCAAAACUAUCUUAAGCAUCUUUUCCCAAUAUGUAACAUAUUGAUCUUCCCUCACCUGUCUUCCCCACACACCGCUUCUAUUACUGUUCUAUGCCAUUUUUAAUAGAAAUUUCCAAGCUUUCCCCCAUGUUCACAAUCUUGAAAGUCUUGCAAUCCCUAUGGAAAAUGGCAUAGGGCAGCAGAAGAAUUGACAGCUAAUAAUUUGCUUGUAAUCAGUUUCAUGAAAGUUAAACCUACAACAGAUAGUAGCUUCAUCCUAGCUUGGGCAAGGGGCUGAACUAGAUUUCCUCUAAGCUCCCUUUCAAUUCUGAUUUUAUUGUUCAGUUGGGUGAGUCUGCUGUACACUUCACUGCCUAUCCUUCCUGACUUCCUGUACAGUUCACUUCAUUGUCUCGCGAAUUCAGAGGCUGUAGCACAUUUUCCUUUGUGUAAUACAAUGCCAGAAAACUGAGCCUCCCUGGAUGUUUGGAACAGUGAUUGGCAAACCUAGCUAACAAUUUGUUGAUUACUGAAGAUAGGUGUGUGGCAAUUUCUAUAUCUGGUCUAACCUGUUGAUGGUUUUGAUAUACGCUAUGAACACAAUGCGGUGUCAGUUUCACUCCAUUGAGUAUAUGGAUCAGCAUUGGUUGGCCCUCUUCAUUAUUUCCUUCUUGAACAGCUCUGUGACAUGCAGGUGGCUUGUCAUCCAAUUUUCUGGAAAUAGUUAACAGUGUUCCUAUUGAACCACAGCACUCUCCAUUGUUUAAUGGCUUGAUCUGUAGCAAAAUUAAACCAUGGCAUUCAGAAUGGAAGAUAUUUUCCUCGCUAGCUACAGAAGUUCCAUUCUGUUUUUUAAGGGCAGUACUCAAAAGAAACAAAGAUCCCUUUUCACAAGCUGAGUCUGGUGCCGUCUUGGCUUUCCCAGAAAACUCCAAACCAUAGCCAGACUUAUACUUGGUAAAAAAAAGGCAAUCCCAUUGAGAAUGUUUGUAAGGCAGCAGCUAUCUGUUUAUGUAAGAAUAGAUUCUACUUAGAUAUAGGGAAGAGAAGCUUAUGCACCUAUUCAUUUAUUAUCCCCGUUUCAAUAAGUUUACUGAGAGCAAAUUCAGCUGGUUGCAAAUUCUGUCGUGUUGAAUGUACUUCUUUUCACAGGAGAGCAGUGCUAUCCAACAUGGUGUUCUUGAAAGCACAUAACUGCAGUAACAACAACAGAUAAGUGGAAGGUUUCUCUGUAAAGUGCAGAGCUUUCAUAGUAGUUGCCUGAACAGCAUGGAACACAUAAUCAUAUUCUUGGUUGGAUUUUAGAAAUGGGCUAAAAUGAUAUCUUCCAUCUAAUGUUGGAAACUGUCUCGUAGAAUAUGUGAGUUCGUGUGAUCCUUUAGCUAUGCCACUGGGAUAAAAAGGAAGCAGAGACUUCUGCAUUGUUCUUCUUCAGGAUUGUGAAAUGAGAUGCCAAAAAAGUACUCUUUCCGAAUUCCAAAUUAAAUGGCCACCAACUGGAGCUGAGUAUAUGGUGUCUAGAUGACAAUAAUAUUAGUCUCAAGUAAAGUAGACCCACUGAAUUAAUAGGACUGACAAGCUGUUUUAACAAGUCCCAUUUGUUAAUGGGUUUAGUCUAGUUGGACUUGCCAAUUGGCUUUAGCCUUAUGGAUGUCACAUAAAAUGAAAGGAAUUGUGUAUCCUGUAGGGAGAGAGGUGGAGAGCUGUCAGGGUUUGAGACUGCAUUAUUUUCCAGAGGAUCGUGAAAGGCUACCUGCAGUUGUGCAUCCAUCCCUGCAUUUGUAAAUUAAAGAGAAGCAUUAUUGGAAGAAAGGCAGGAUAUAAAUGAAAUAAGAAAUAACCAGACUAUUUUGUAACAUUUAGUAAGUGGGGAUAUUGGAGAUAUUUCAAGCAGUGAUGGGCUCCAAAGAAGUUAACCGAGUGUCUUCUCAACUCUUCUGGGUUUCAGAAAGGCUGUGAAAACAUGGCUGUGUGCACAAGCUUUUAACGAGUAAUAUGAUAACGUCGACAUGGUCCGAUUAAAGGCUGAAGCAUGAGGGUUUUAGACAAAUGGAGCUAAUUUACAUAUGUUUUAAUUUUUAUAAUGUAUUUUAAUGAUGUAUUUUUAUAGUUUUAAUUGAUUGUGUGUACUGUUUUUGUUUUAUUGUUGUGUUCUUGGCAUUGAAUGUUGCCAACUGUGUAAGCCGCCCUGAGUCCCCCCGGGUGAGAAGGGCGGGGUAUAAAUUCUGGAAAUAAAUAAAUAAUAAAUAAAUUAUAUUUGAGAGGAGGUAGCCAAGCAACUUAAAGACUUGGACUAACCAUUUCUUCAUGUGUUUACUUUUCUUAUUUUAGUGUUGUUCUUUUGUUGUGCUUGACCUCAUUGAGAGGCUAAAUAUGGCAUUUUAGAUACAUCUUCCAGCUUUCCUUAUUGUUUCAGGCUGUUUAGGUAAAUAAGUACCAAGGGAGUUUUGGUCAUGAGAGCCAAACUCUAGCAAUGCAGAACAUUUUCUUUUGUGUACAGAGAGGUUGCAUAAAGAAUGGGGCAUGAAACUGCGGGCUGGGCUCUUAUAACUUUCUUUGGCUGUCACAUCUCUAGCAGUUAGCUGGCUUACAGUAAGCAGUUUGGAAGAGAAUAGAUUUCGCAUUAGUACACAGGCUAAUUAGAUUUAAUACAUGGGCUAAUAUUAACCUCAUCCUCUUACAGUGGUUAGUGGAAAAGUUUUCCAGUGUCCUUACCAGUUCCAGAACACAGUUCUUGUUUUUCACCGGGUAAAACAUUUGCAGUGUUCAUAUCACUAUUAGCAUAAGAUUUUAUUAAAAUGUUCACUGCUGUAUCAUUUAAAAACCAAACAGGUAUGAAAGGGGGGAUUCAGGUGUGCACAGAAAAGCUUUUGUGACAAAUAUAACCUCUCAUUGUGACAUUGUAGACAUAGCCAUUUUGGUCUGGAUCAGUAUGCAAAGGGAUUAUCAUCGUUGUCAUCGUCAUUUAUUUAUACAGUAGAUCUACAAUUACAGGUAUAAUUUAGGCCAAUUUGAUUAUUCAUGGGUAAUCUUUAGUGGAUUUGAUUAUAAUAGAUUUGAUUAAUGCCCUCUUUCUAGGAUCCUCUAGGUGAUUCUAUGAUUAACUUUGGCAAAGGACCCUAGAGCAGUGUUUCUUGAACUCUGCUCCUCCAGAUGUUUUAGACUUCAGCUCCCACAAUUCCUAGCAGCUGUCAAGCUGGCUGGGAUUUCUGGGAACUGAAGUCCAAAACACAUGGAAGAGCAGAGUUUGAGAAACACUGUCUUAGAGAUUGCUCAAGAAGUGCUUUCUCAAGUUUGAAAAAAAAGUUUCUAUUGGCAGUUUCCCCACAUUUGUGGAGAAACUUUUCUCCAAAUGUUGAGCUCUGUGAUCCUAAAUCAGUGGUCAUAUUGUCUGGGAUGGACAAUAUGCUCAUUUUUUAGUCUACACCAAAGGUAUGAGUUGAACCUCACUGUAUACAGGUAAGGCAAAGAAAACAAAUAUAUGAUGGAAUGCUAGUCUGAAAUAAUUAUAGUCUGUUUAUAGUCUGUCUUACACAAUGGUUCCCAAACUUAUUUGGCCUACCGCCCCUUUUCCAGAAAAAAUAUUACUCAUUGCCCUCUGGAUUUUUAAAAAAUGUUUUAAUAGCAAUUAAACAGAAAGAUAUAUGUAUAAUGUUUGUGCAUUUUUUGUAAAAUAUAGUAAAGAAAGGUGUAGAUUAGAAACAUUAAAGUUUGAAAUUCUGAAACUAUUUUUUGAACUCAGAAUAGAAAGGUAAUACAGUUAUUCAUCGUCCCCAAAUGCACCUGUGGCCAUCACCGCCCCCUGGAUCACUGCAGCGCCCAUCAGGGGGCAGUAGUGCCCACUUUGGGAAUCACUGGUCUUACAGAAUCAAUUUCCUUCAAAGUAGUUUCAAGCAUAUAAAUCCAAACUGUAUAAUUGGCAAUCAGUGAAAACCAUAAAACGAUUCAACUUCAAGAGGGACAAUAACUUUCAAAGUAGCAACACCACCAAUUGGAGCAAUAGCAAUUACAUCAAAUAAGAUUAUAUGUCUGUCUGUAUACUUUUAUGUUGUCUGUCAGCUUAUGACAACCUGAAAAAUUUUGUAGGGUUUUCUUAAGGAGUACUUAAGAGAUAGUUUUUACCAAUUCCUUGUUCUGAAAUAUAGCUUUCAGCACUUGGUAAUCAUUGGCCAUCUCCCAUUCAAGUACUAACUAGGACUGACUGCUUAGCUUCCAAGAUGAGAUGAAAUCUGCUUCCUUUAAGAUAUUUAGGCCCUAAGAUUAUACUUAUUGCAGCCCACUGAGUGAUCCUGGGCAACUCACAUUCUUUCAGGACCCUUCCAGACAGUCCCUAUAUCCUGGGAUCUGAUCCCAGGUUUUCUGCUUUAAACUGGAUUAUAUGAGUCCUCACUGCCAGAUAAUCUCGGAUAAAUAGAAAACCUGGGAUCAGAUCCUGGGAUAUAGGGCCUGUCUGGAAGGGCCCUCAGCCUCAGAUGAAGGCGAAGGGAAGAAACCCCUGAACAAAUCUUACGAAGAAAACUCCAUGACAGGUUCACCUAAUAAUAAGACACAUAAUAAUGAUUAUAUUGUACACGUGGCCCUCAAAGGCAUUUAUUUGUGUUCCCUGAGGGCUUCCUACCCCAUUUUUUUUAAAAAAAUGUAUUGCCUUAUGCCAAGAAAAUCUGUCUUCUUUUUUGGUAGCAUACUUCUGUAAUUCUCUUUUAUGUUUCACAUUUCUGCCAGAAUGAUGACUUUUCAUCUUUAAACACACAGGAUGUGCAUGGAAAAUCAUCUUGAUUUGCCUUGUUUCCCUGCAGAAUCAGGCAUCUACCACCUUUAACAUUCUAUUUCAGACAAAACUGAGAGAGCUGGGAAAAUGGGAAUGCAAAAAGUCACCCCAAUACUUUCUCUCCUCCCACAAUAACAUAGGGUUCUUGACUGCUUCCUAGUGAGAUAUUUGGUUGGCAGCCCAAAAUGUGAUUGUGCCAGCAAAGAAGGUAUGUUUUUUUUUACAUACCUUCUUUUUCAACAGGAUUCCUGGGAGGAAAUUAAGAAUAAACAGUUUCCCUCCUUCCAGCAAUUUGCAUUAAUAUGGGGUGUAUCAGUGUCCUUUCUUUUAUGUUUGUUUGACCACUGACUGCUCAGCUAAUUCCACCUGUGGUUCACCUACCACUCAACUAUAAAACGAUAAUAAAUUCAAGUAGCAACUUGGAAAGAUGCAAAGGCAUGAUCCCAGUACAAGAAGGAAUUUCAAAUCUCUGUUGUUCUUACUUACUCACCCCAAGUUAUCUUUCACAAUCAAAUUCCUGAUCAUGUUUUUCUUUACACCCCUUCCUGGAAGGCUGGACCAUUGAAAUGUUCCUUAAUUUUGGACUUGUUCUCAGAUCAUGGGUUUUAGAGAUAGGAGCCUGUACCUGUUUGGGUUAUCAAUGUACAUUAGAAUGAAGAGCCUCAAGGCACGUACGUAACCGUGUUGUUAUCUAGUAUUUCUUCAACAAAAUUGAAGAACGAGACUUCCCUAUUCAAAGAACCAGCUAGCUAUACCCUUUUCCAGACACUUCUUCCUGUUCUAGCCACCUUUCCAGCUCCAACUAAGCACAUUCAGUCACAAAAUGGGUUUUGUGUGUAUGUGUAGGGUGUUUCCUUUAUGAUUCGUGUUUCAUUUAACAUCCCAGUUCUCUGAAGCCCUCCUUUUUCUGCAUGAGUGAACCAUUUUGCUUACAUAAGGGUAAACAUGUGGAUGCCCCAAGCCCUGUAGUCAUGUUAGGGCUAAUAAGAAGGAUUUCAUACCUAAGGUGAAUUUGUGCUUGGCUGUUUCAAGGUUGAAGAUUGUAGAGAAAGACUGAAGUACUAUUUUCUCCUUGUUUGAUACCCUCAUGGUGCUUUUCCAGAACAGGAGUCCUGUUAGCAUAUAGAGCAGAAAUUAUCCUGUAGUGCUUUAACAUUUCAACAUUGUUAUUGUGACCUAAAGAGACAUGGUCCAAAACUUGUUUCAUAACUAUUCUGCACAGUUGUUGCUAUUGCUUUUGAUUCUUCUGCCCCCUGCUUCCACUUAAAAAUAGAAAUUUAAAACACUCUUUGAAGAGAAAUGUUUUCACAACCUCCUUAGAAGUAGUGAAAGUGGGAAUGGAGUGUCUUGCCCAUGAUGGGAGCAGUACUGGAAAAAACCUUGAUCUUGUGUUUUCAAGUAUAUGAAUAAAUGACGAGAACAAACACUUUGGAAUAUUUUGCAGGGCAUUCUUCCACCUUCACAUUAACCAGUCCCACAGAAUAGCAGGCAGCGAUUAGUCAGAAAGCUGUCCUUGUUACAUCCUGGCUUGUCAGUAAUGUUAAAAGCUCCCCAAAUAGGUAUAAUUGAUUGUCCGUUGAGGAGCCUAUCACAAUAAAGUUUAUUUCCCUUGCCUUUUCUUCAAUCAUUUUUUUUUAAAAUAUUAGAUUUAUAUUUAACAUGUCUCUUGUCCUAGAAUAUCAUGUACAGGAGCCAUGGUGUGGAAAAUAUACUACAGUGUAAAGACACUUUAUUUAGCUUGAAAGGUUGUAUAUCCAACUUGCAGAAAAUCCCAGUUCAGUACCUUUACACCAUGGCAGCUGCUUCUGUGUACCUUCAAGACAUUUCUGAGUUAUGGCAACCCAAAGGUGAACAUGGAACCCCCGGUGGCGCAGUAGCUUAAACCAGUGAGCUGUUGGAAUUUGCUUACUGAAAGGUCGGUGGUUCGAUUCUGGGUAGCAGGGUGAGCUCCUGCUGUUACCCCCAGCUUCUGCCAACCUAGCAGUUCGAAAACAUGCAAAUGUGAGUAAAUCAAUAGGUACCACACCGGCGGGAAGUUAAUGUCACUCCAUGCACUCAUGCUGGCCACAGGACCUUGGAGGUGUCUAUGGACAACUCUGACUCUUCGUCUUAGAAAUAGAGAUGAGCACCAACCCCCAGAGUCAAAAAUGACUAGACUUAAUUUCAGGGGAAAACCUUUGCCCCAAAGUGAACUUAUUGGCAAGGUUUGUUCAGAGGGGGUUUCCAUUGCUUUCCUGAGAGGCUGAGAGUAACAUGAUGUAGUUCACCUCCUAGGUUUCUAUGAUAUUCAAACCUGAUUUCCAAAUUAUAGUACAAUGUUUAAACCGUUAUACCAGAGCUUUGCAAACAUUUUAUGUUUGUGACAAAUUUUUUAGACAUGAAUAAUUUCACAACACAGUAAUUUAAUAGCAAACUGGAUAUUAAACCUUAUAAGAUAUACAGACACAUAAAUAAAUUGUAAUAACAAAAUGUAUAGAGACGCUUUCAUGAAAGUCUUUCAAUUAUACAGUAUGUUUAAAAAUAUCUGAUUUAUUACUUAUUUCACAUAGACCCUAGGGGUUUCUUAUUAUGUUCAUGUGACACACCUACACAUUGCAGCCAACACACAAACGUGUCAUGACACAAUUUGGAAAGCUCUGCAUUAUACCAUGCUGGCUCUCACCUUUACAUUAGAGUCACCCAUUAAAACUUUUUUGGCAUUGAAGUAUGGGAAACUCCAGCCAUGCUUUUGAACAUUGAUGAGGAUAAAAAUGCUUGCAUAAAGUUGGUUGUGUGAUUAUUACUGUUUUCUAGUAUGUGAUUUAUGUGCAUUUCUUCUGUUUUACAGAGAGAUUGAAACUGACAUUCUUCUCCCCUUCCAAAAUAGAUAUUCAUACUUAAAAGUUUUUCCCCCAUAUCAAAAAAUAACUCUGACAAGUAGUGAUGUAUUCUAAUACACUGAGGCCAGAUUAAGGCACUGUCAGGCUUGGAGUUGACAGUUAGGUCAGCAGCUAGUAACCUCUUUUUGUCAGUGGGGAUCCACUUGCUACAAUUCUCUUUGCCUUUCACAAACAUAGGCGUCAUGGGACAGUGACUUUUAGCAAUAGGGCAUUGGAUGCCUGAAAUAGUUGGAGCCUGACAGUACUUCUCCCAGGAAGGGAGGUUAGUUCUGGAAGCUGACUUGGAAAGUUCACAUUGUAUUGUGCUCUCGUUGAACUCUUAAGAUGAAUAUCAGCAGAUCUUAUUGUUGGUAAAAUGCAGGGAUAUUUGAAGCAAAAAAGCCCUUGGUGACUUGCCCAUAUUUGUAUCUGGAUCAUGGUACAAUAGGUUUGUCAACAGCAUCUAAAUUAGUGAAAAUUACCUUGAGAAGAUUAUAAUGGAAAGGUUUAGAAGGGAGAUGUUUCUUGACAUCUUUUAAAGGGCCAGAAUGCCAGGAAUUCUUCAAAUUAGCAUAUACACCAAAAAGCCUCUAUUUGCUCUUGUGGUAGAACUAGUGAAGUUCUGUGAUUGACAAUAUAAUGUUACAAGGUACAUCUUUUCCUUGAUAUAUUCCAAACACGUUUCUCGUCUGGUCUCAAGUUAUUGUGAUAUUAAGAUAUCAAUCUCCCUCUGGAAGCCUGCCUUUUCCCCCACAGGCUUUCUGUUCUUAUUACCUCUCUCUAAAUGUCACUCACUGCUUGCAUGUUUGACCCUUGAAUAUUUGCAUUUCCUUUACCCAGGACUUUGGCCGAAUGCUAGAUGUUGACUUGGAGGGAGAUAAUGCCAUCUGUAUUAGUUUUUUAGACACCAAAAGUGGAGCAGAAUAAUACACACUCAGGAAUCCCCCAUUUCUGCUGCAAUCUAGGACAAUGAAACCACUCCAAGAUGCCCCAUAAUGAUAUUCAUUGCAAUUUGGGCUGCUGAAAAUUGGAGUUGGGGACCGAGAUCCCUAGAAAUUGGCAGCCUUAUUUUUACCUGAAUGUCAGAGACAUCUGCUAGGACUAUGCUGGAUCUAAACUAUUGCCUGCAGCUCCUGCUAACAAUUAUAAAGUACUACACCCCCUAAAAAUUUAGAACAUUAUUUGAGAUACCUCAAGGUAUAAUAAAUCCCAAUAUUGAAAAUGUUUUGUGCGAUGUAUUGUCUUGCAGACAUAAUGAAAAGUUCGAUCCCUUUCCCUCUCAGAUUUCCCUCUCACAUUUCAACAGAAAUUGGCUGAGUCAAAUCUUUUAUUGAUUUAUCUAUAUGAAGCGAGUCUCUUUUUUCAUUUCUUUGAGAAAUCAAUGUAUGGGAUAUUUUCUUCUUUCAGCCUUCUAUUUUGGCAUAUCAGCAUUCAAUAUCUUGAGGUCUGGAAAAAGUCUGAGCUCCUUAUUAUCCCUUUCUCCGAAUUUCCUCUGGGAUCAUAGAAAACUGUUUUAUUCGCUGUCAGGCUAAUUGUCCAUUGAGCUCUGUGCUGUCUAUUUUGACUAGCAGUGGCUCUCUAGAGUCUUAGGCAGAAAAGGUCUUAUUACCUGCUAUGUGUGGCUUUUUCAAGCUGGAGGUGCCAGGUAUGGAAUCUGGAUACCUGUCCUAUGCUAUAGAACUGCAAUCUAAAACUGUAAUUUAAAAUGUACAUUGUCUUUCUUGCUGCAAUACAGAAGCAGCAUAAGGUACUGAUCCACUGUCAAGCUGUUAGGCAUAGUGCAAAAAGAAAGUUGGUUUUUAAAAAACACAGCGAUUUAUUUUGCUAAUAAAUGUAGAAGCUUCACCAGUUUAUUAACUUUCAAAUAGUUUAGCUGGGUUGUAGAUGAAAAUCGCUUCUCUGGAGUGCUAUCUUGGCUUGGUGUGGUUUCCAGAUGGCUUCAUGUUGGCAGUUCCUAGUUUUCUUGUUGAACAGAAAGGCUAGAAGAAGAAAGCUGAAAAGUUCCUUUCCCUUUCUUAGGAUAUUCUCGGAAAUCUUUGACACCUCCCCCUUCCUCCAGACUACUGUUUCUAUUCAAUCUUUCAACAUUUUGCAAAAAACUUCAAAAACAAAACAAAACACUGUUUUUGAGUGUGCUGCCUUAGCUUUAUUUUAUUCUGUUGAUCCAGUAAAAAGCAGUGAUGUUACUGACUUUAGGGCAGUAAAGCCCAUCUUUUUAAUCUAAGCCUUUUAAAUGACCUCGUGGUCUAAGUUAAGCCUGAGUUCAUGCAACUGAGCUGUAUAGGCUUAUUCACACAGUAUUUCUCUGUUUACUUUCGCCAGCAUUUUUCCCCAUCUGUCUGACGUCUGUCUUUCUUUUUUUUUUAAAAUAUAAAUCUUUAUUAUUUAUUUAUUUAUUUAUUUUUCAAA